AUGUUAUCUGAUCUUGGUGGAAAGCUAUCAAACAGAUUGUUUUAUUUGUCAAUACCUCCAAACAUAUUUGUGGAUGUGGUGAGAUGCGCUAGUCUUAAAGCUUCUUCAAAAGAUGGAUGGACAAGGGUUAUUGUUGAAAAGCCAUUUGGUCGUGACUCAGAAUCAUCUAGUGAGCUAACAAAGAGUUUGAAGCAGCACCUCACUGAAGACCAAAUAUUCAGGAUUGACCAUUACUUGGGUAAGGAGCUCGUGGAGAAUCUGUCAGUGCUUCGCUUUUCAAAUCUUGAUUUUGAGCCUCUAUGGUCCCGGAAUUACAUUCGCAAUGUGCAGAUAAUAUUUUCUGAAGAUUUUGGAACUGAAGGAAGAGGAGGUGAUUUUGAUCACUAUGGAAUCAUUCGUGAUAUAAUGCAAAAUCAUCUUCUGCAAAUACUAGCAUUGUUUGCAAUGGAAACACCAGUCAGCUUGGCUGCUGAGGACAUCAGAAAUGAAAAGGUACAUCCCUUUUGUCUAUUCAUAGUAUACCUAGAUAAUAAUAUUUCAUUACUGUUUCAAUUCAGUCCUCCUAAAUGUCCUAUAAUCUUAUGGAAAGAUUUCAGCCAAUAUAAUGAUGUUCACUGAUUAAUGAG
This is a messenger RNA of Glycine soja, 626 nucleotides long. Its product is annotated as glucose-6-phosphate 1-dehydrogenase, chloroplastic-like. Gene Ontology annotation, biological process: pentose-phosphate shunt, oxidative branch; glucose metabolic process. The coding region runs from base 1 to 618 and encodes 205 amino acids. Gene Ontology annotation, molecular function: glucose-6-phosphate dehydrogenase activity; NADP binding. The record is from RefSeq and is a predicted model, not a curated record. The transcript has 4 exons. NCBI's taxonomy places the organism in Eukaryota, Viridiplantae, Streptophyta, Magnoliopsida, Fabales, Fabaceae. Gene Ontology annotation, cellular component: chloroplast stroma.